Molecule: messenger RNA, 255 nt
Organism: Gigantopelta aegis
Lineage: Eukaryota; Metazoa; Mollusca; Gastropoda; Neomphalida; Peltospiridae
Product: NADH dehydrogenase [ubiquinone] 1 alpha subcomplex subunit 8-like
Biological process (GO): mitochondrial electron transport, NADH to ubiquinone
Source: RefSeq, a predicted model, not a curated record
AUGGGUGCAGCUCAUCAUUAUGGCACCUACUGUAAAACUAAGAAUGAUGCAUUUAUGCAAUGUAGAAUAGAGGGUAAUGAUCCCAGAAAAUGUCUGCAGGAAGGCAAGGAGUCAAAAGGUUCUUGUAAUGAAGUCUUCACUGAACACUGGACUUGUCUGGAUUAUAACAACCAAGAACACAAUCGCUGUAGGAAAACUCAGAAAUCUUUUGAUUCUUGCAUGAAUGAGAAACUAAACCUCAAACGAGAUAGUUAG